AUGAUACAAUCUUCAAACAUUAUAAGAAACACAGCAAUACGACUAUCGCUAUUAUUGAGAAGACACGUGAGCACAAGAGUACUACCAAGAUACCAACAAAUCUAUAGUAACCCCACGCCUUCAUUUUUGAAUCAUUUCACCUUUAUAGAUAACUUGACACAGACGCAUAGUUUCCAGAAGGACGAGCCAAGGUUACGAGCACAAAGAGAUAGCUCAAAUAUACUUCAGCGGGUGUCCAGCGCACCCAGUGAUGCCAGCUACCGACAGCAUGUGCAAUCCCUAAUAAACUAUGUUGACCCAGUGAAGUUCCUGAAUGAAGAGCUUGCGUGUAUCUCCAAUGGACUCACUAAUUUGGAACUACGAAUAGAGAAUGAUGAAGGGCAUGUUUCAUUUAUCGAAACUGAUCGACUUCGACGACUAGGGAAAACCACGUUCCAGCUUGCCUUGGUUAAUCAAUUCAGGAUCUUCCAAAAUGUUGGCUUCUUAUCAUAUUCAGAAACGGAUAUUGAGUCGGAUCUUGCUUGGCUAUUGAAUGAUGAAACAAUUGUCGAGUUUAUGAAAUUGAAUGGGCUUGCGAAUUGUGUUGCGAUGAACAGGGAACUACUAAUUAAUGAAAACCUUGCUCGAUUCGAAUUCGAAACAAAGAAAAAGAUGGUAUUCAGUGCUACGGCUAUUGGAAGUUUUUUUACUUUGGUCGGAUUGAUGCAGUUCAAACCCAGACCAGGUCUGCUGGAAUUAAUGGAUAAGAUCAUCAAUGGAAAACGAGGCGUCUUCGGCAUAUUGAAGCAAAGUGCCUAA
Molecule: messenger RNA, 798 nt
Organism: Lodderomyces theae
Lineage: Eukaryota; Fungi; Ascomycota; Pichiomycetes; Serinales; Debaryomycetaceae
Exons: 1
Coding region: 1-798 (265 amino acids)
Source: RefSeq, a predicted model, not a curated record